This is a messenger RNA of Cajanus cajan (pigeon pea), 1942 nucleotides long. RefSeq names its product protein FAF-like, chloroplastic. The record is from RefSeq and is a predicted model, not a curated record. Lineage: Eukaryota; Viridiplantae; Streptophyta; Magnoliopsida; Fabales; Fabaceae.
CAACCACAAACCAUUCUAUUCUUCCAACAUCAUAGUAUAACAAAUACAAACUACAAUCCUCAUCCUUAUCUUCCACUCCCAGUGGUCUCUCACAAGGGACCUCUGUUAGAUGUUGUUGUCUUUCUUCAGAUAAGUGAAUAGCACUUUCCUUCGUGUUUGGGUUAUUUAUAAGACAUGUCAGCACCUUCCAUGACUUUGACCAACAAGGUUCAAAGCCUUGAGGAAAAGACCAUGAUGCCGAAGCAGGGCAUCAUCACCAUUUUCGACUCAAACUCAAACACAACUUCUUCUACCUCUUCCUUGCGAAGAACUCUCUCUACAAACUUGUCCUCCAAGAAUUGGCUCUCUCAGAACAUUGCUCCAUCUGAAGCUGAAGACAAAACCAUUGCUGACUCCGAAGCUGAAGACACCUUUGCUGACUCCGAAGCUGAAAGAGAUAGGCUCGAGAUUUGGAGCUCCAUCCAACGGAGCAAGAAGGAGGAGCAAGAGAAAUCAAGACCAUUUGAUACGUGGAGCUCAAUCAUAUCACUCAAAGGAAAAGAUGAAAUCUCCAAGUCACUUCCUGUGACACCUUAUGUUCACCCUCUUGUGAAAAGGUCAAAGAGUUUAAGUGAGAAGAGCCUCCAAAUCUGCACCGAGAGUCUCGGAUCCGAGACAGGCUCCGAUGGCUUGUUGUUCUCUUCUUACCCUUCUUCUGAGAUAGGGGAUGCAAGGGAAGAAGAGAAAAUUGUUCCGGAACCAAUUAAUGAAGAACAAGAAGAAGGAGAAAAAGAAGAGUUGUACAAUUAUGCUGCAGUGGCUACAAAGAAGGCUUCAUCACCACCACGUGCUUUCCCUCCACCACUCCCUUCACUCUCUCAUCAUCACCAAGCUGAUCCUUCACUUCACAUGCGUUCCCACCGUGACAAUGGAAGGUUGGUUCUAGAAGCUGUUUCUGUUCCUUCUCAUAACAAUUUCAACAUUCAGCGCCAAGAUGGUCGCCUUGUCCUCACUUUCUCCAAUCACCAAGUGGAGGAGGAAGAAGAGAAUGAUGAUCAUGGGGAAGGGUGCCUAAGAGGGUUUGAAUUUGAAGAAAAUGAAGAUUAUGAGAGUGAAGAGGAAUACUUUUUUGAUACCAAGGCACAGGUAUCCUCCACUGAAGGAAAUUCUGGCUUGAUGGAAUAUGAGAGUGCGAUAGAGAAAGUGCCCUUAUUGUCUGGUGGGUUGACAAGUAGUGUUCAUGGGUUGGCUUUGAUGAUGAAUAAGAAUAAGACAAUUGAGUUGGUGAAUAGGAAUCCAAAAUGGUCGGAGAAAUUCAAUGAGAUGAGCAAUUUUGAGGAUGUUAAUAUGGAACAAUCACUGCCUUCAAGGCCAAGGGUAGCUAGGUUGAUUCCAUCAACACCUACUGUGCCUGGGGCUUCUUUCAAUUUCAAUGCUUAUGAGUACUAUUGGAGGACCAAGUCUACUACAUCAAAAGGUACUAGUGUUAACCUUUACCCCCUUGACCAAGAGAAAAAUCAUCAUCAAGAGAACCUGAAGAGCAAGGUUGUUGUCUCUGGGAACAUGAACAAGGUGAUCUCAAAUGAGCAACAACAGUUGUUUGUUUUGAGAGGGAAGAAUGGUGAUUACUUGGUUCACAAUUUGAAGAGUUGCAAGGAUUCUAGAAGGUCAUUUCUAUUCUGGGAACCCUAUUGCAUUGCCACAUCCUGAGUAACAGCACCAACAUCAUAAUUACUAAUCCAUUGCUCAAAAACACUAUUUAUUACUCCAUCCUUUUAUCUUUACCCGAUUCCACUCUUUCAGGGAGUUGUUUAGCGUAGUCAAAUAAAAGAAAAGGGAGUGAAAGAAAGGGAUAGUGAGGGAGAGAAAGAGAAAAAAAAAUACUUUAUUUGUAUUGUAAGAUCACAAAAGAUGACUUGAACAGUGUUGUCAUAUAUAAUAUUUAUUAUUUCUGUCUUUACUA